This is a messenger RNA of Dermacentor albipictus, 2178 nucleotides long. RefSeq names its product kinetochore protein NDC80 homolog. Gene Ontology annotation, biological process: attachment of mitotic spindle microtubules to kinetochore. Gene Ontology annotation, cellular component: Ndc80 complex. The record is from RefSeq and is a predicted model, not a curated record. Lineage: Eukaryota; Metazoa; Arthropoda; Arachnida; Ixodida; Ixodidae.
CGCGAACAUUGACGCGAAGUAAAUAGCGCGAGCAGCUCGUGCGGCUGUUUCUUUUCACGAUAUACGUUCAACGUGCGGCCAUAUCGUUUGCUAUCCUUGCAACUUUCUGAGAUAAACCCGCAGGACAGCUGUCAGCCAUUCCUGGAAUAUACGGAAAGGUACCCAAAAAUGGAACACAGGGGAGCGCGUUCGGGCAAGAAGAGCUUGGUCACGCCGCGUACUUUAAUUCCUCGGCGGAGCUCUUCGGCCGAUGUGCGGACGAGUCGCAGCAGCCGGUCUGCCUGGACACCCGCCAUGUCCGGUGGACGAAACAGACGCUCAUCUAGCCUGUCUCAAAUGGACCGUUUGAGCCAAGGCGCACAGAAACCUGCAAACCUGAAAGACCAGAGGAACUUCACUGACAAGGCCUACCUUUCUGAAUGUGUGGACAACUUGUACAUUUUUCUCAAGGAGCAGGGAUACCCUCACCACACCACUCCCCAGAUGUUGAGCAGGAUGUCUGCCAAGGAAUUUGAAAAUGUCAUCACAUUUUUAAUAAAGUUCUUCGAGCCCAACUUCAAGCUGGGUGGCGGGUUGCGGAUGGAAGAUGUGGUGCUCGAGCAGCUGCGCCGGCUGGGUUAUCCGUACCCAUUACACAAGAGCAUGCUGUUGGGAAUCGGUUCCCAGCCACACAAGGCCCUCGCCAUCAUCACCUGGCUGGCAGACUUGGCCAAGUACCACGAUUCUGUGAACCCACUGAUGGACUUCUUCAACUCGGGAGACUUUCCAUCCGGCACUCCUGGGCAGAACCAGGCUGGUGGAGGCAGUAUCUCGGGGAUGCUGCUGGAGCACUGCAUGCGUAAGGGAGAUGAGGACACCGACGACGACGACGAUGAUGACUUCAUUGACAACUUGGUGCUGGAAGCUGUUGGUAAAAUAGAGCCACUAGAGGAGAUUGAGAAGAAGCUAGCAGAGCAGUGCGAAGAGGUGCAAAGACUGACAGGUCUCAUGGAAGAGCGAGAGAUGCUCAGUAAGGAGCUGCAGGAAAAGAAACAGAAAAUUCAGGGCUACGACAAAUACUUCGAAGGCAUGGCUACGCACUUCGAAGAGAAGAGGCUAGAAGUGGAAAAGAAUGAAGAGAAGCUAGCUGCCCUCGAUGCCACCAGAAACAAACUGAAGGAGGAGCUAGCCGAUGUGCAGGCACUGUGGCGGCAGCAACACUCGCGCCACGAGGACAAGCCCACACUGCAGCAGCGGCAGCAGCGACUCGAGCAGGACCUUUCAGCUGCACGCUCCCAGCUCGAGGCACUCCGGCAGCAGCACGAACUCUCUAGCCUACAGUUGUACAACAUAUACGAAAAGCUUCGCUCCGAAAAUGCCCAACUACAGGCAAGCAUGGAGUUCUCUACGAACUCCCUGCGCCGCGUGCUUCCACGAAACACGCUGGACGACUUUGACCUGCACCCUGUAGAGGAUGCACGAUCACUCCAGAGGCACAUAGCCUCCAACACUGCAGCCACUGCUAAAGUGGACAGCCUGCUCAGUCAAAUGGAGAAGGAAAUGGAAGGCUGCAUUCUGCAGGACCAGGAUCUUUGUGAACAGUACGCAUUCAAAGUCGAAGACCUGGAACGUGACCUGCAGCUGAAGCAAGAGCUCAUUGCCAAGCGCAAAUUGUACUUGGCAGAGCAGACAGCUGACACGCGCAAAAGUGCUCAAGACUUAGACAAGGAGUAUGCUGAUAUCUGCAAGGAAACCUCCGACCUUCAGCAGAAGCAACUCGUCGACCCAGAGAUCAAGGCUGCCCAGGAGUCUGAAAAGCGCCUGGCUAAUCUCCAGGAGCAGUUGGCCGAGGCCAAGUCUCGGCAUACUGAAACCGUAGCUGCCAGUGAUGAUGCCCUGCGACAGUGCCAGGAGGCUGCAGCUGCCGCUCACAAGGAGAUCUUGGACACGAUGCAGGAAACGCACAGCAGCGUAAUAGAUGCCAUUGAAGAAAAUCGCAGAUUGAGAAAGAAAUGAAUUUGUCCUAUAGUUAUUGGUGUUGGCCACUGUAUUUGUUGCCUUUUAUUAUUUAUUGCUAUUUUUAUCGUAGUAUUAUUAUUUAUUGCGUUUUUAAUUAUUGUUCUUUUAGUGCGUGAAAUCGGUCACACCUUUCAGAUCUCUGUUUUGUCUUUUUAAAUAAAUGGGUACCUUGAUCCUGGA